AUUGUCAUUCCCGUUCUCCUCUGGGUCUACAAGAAAUUCCUUGAACCGUACAUCUAUCCCGUUAUCGCACCCUUCGUUAAGCGUGUAUGGCCCAAGAAAGCUGUGGAAGAAAAAAACGCCGCAAAACAAGGUCAAGGAGGCAGCGCUGGAAAUCCACGGGCACCUUCAGCCACGAAAAGAGAUCAGGAGGAUGAGUCUGGAAUUUAUGAA
Molecule: messenger RNA, 210 nt
Organism: Nipponia nippon (crested ibis)
Lineage: Eukaryota; Metazoa; Chordata; Aves; Pelecaniformes; Threskiornithidae
Source: RefSeq, a predicted model, not a curated record